UAAGAAGGCUGCAACCUCACCGUCCCUCUGAUUGGCUCAGGGGCUUUCAUGUGUCACUCUGAUUGGCCAAAGGGCCUCACGCCCUCUCCCCCUCCAUCCCGAGGACGAUUGGGUCAUACCAUCAACAGUGGAGGGGCUAAAACGUAUAUUCCAGGGCUUCCCUUGUCCUGCAUUGCACAGUGGUCUCCUUAAUGGCCACAUAGAAAAGUUUUAUUAACAGGAGGUAUAGGUAUAUAGAAAGGGGUUUCGGCUGGUCCCUAGCUCGUAGAACAGUGGGGGUGCUCUGAUCCCCUUUCUCUCCUGGGUAGUGCGGUCCCAGCGGGGCGGGAUCUUGCUGUCUUGCUCUGCCUGGUCUUAAGCUCCCACUAAGAGCCGCGCUGCUAGCCCGAGAUGCUGCUGCCGCCGCCCGCGCUUCGCCGCGCCCUGUUGGCCCGCCCCUGGAGGGAGGCCAGGCUGCGGUGGAAGCACGUCUCCUCCCUGAAGGUGGCCAAUGAGCCCGUCUUGGCAUUCACUCAGGGCAGCCCCGAGCGAGAUGCACUGCAAAAGGCCUUGAAGGACCUCAAGGGCUGGACGGAAGCCAUCCCGUGUGUGGUGGGGGACGAGGAGGUCUGGACCUCAAACAUACAGUACCAGGUGUCGGUGUCCUGUAGGUCCUGCUGCUGGUUCAGCAGCCAGAGGGCCCAACACCUGGAGCCACCGGAGCACUGCCUGGAGUUUGCAGGCCUCACCAACCUGGCUCCUCAGGCCUGCGUGAGACACCUGUGGAAGCAGGUAGCCCAGAAUCUGGACCGGUUCCGGACCUUCCCACGCCUGGCGGGAGAGUGUGGUGGGAAGAACUUCCACUUUGUCCACUGCUCGGCUGACGUGGACAGCGUGGUGAGCGGGACCCUGCGCUCGGCCUUCGAGUAUGGCGGCCAGAAGUGUUCUGCCUGCUCCCGCCUGUAUGUGCCGAGCUCGCUGUGGCCGCGGAUCAAAGGGCGGCUGCUGGAGGAGCACAGCAGGAUCAAAGUGGGCGACCCUGCAGCGGAUUUUGGGACCUUCUUCUCUGCAGUGAUUGAUGCCAAGUCCUUUGGCCGCAUCAAGAAGUGGCUAGAGCACGCCCGUUCCUCGCCCAGCCUCACCAUCCUGGCUGGGGGCAAGUGUGAUGACUCUGUGGGCUACUUUGUGGAACCCUGCAUUGUCGAGAGCAAGGACCCUCAGGAGCCCAUCAUGAAGGAGGAGAUCUUCGGGCCUGUGCUCACCGUGUAUGUCUACCCGGAUGAUAAGUACAAGGAGACGCUCCAGCUGGUCGACAGCACCACCACCUACGGCCUCACGGGGGCAGUGUUCGCCCAGGAUAAGGACAUUGUCCACGAGGCCACAAAGAUGCUGAGGAAUGCUGCCGGCAACUUCUAUAUCAACGACAAGUCCACUGGCUCGGUGGUCGGCCAGCAGCCCUUUGGGGGGGCCCGAGCCUCUGGCACCAAUGACAAGCCUGGGGGGCCACACUACAUCCUGCGCUGGACGUCGCCCCAGGUCAUCAAGGAGACCCACCAGCCUCUGGGAGACUGGCGCUACUCAUACAUGCAGUGA
Messenger RNA from Trichechus manatus latirostris (Florida manatee), 1572 nucleotides. It is a transcript of the gene ALDH4A1, whose product is annotated as aldehyde dehydrogenase 4 family member A1. The record is from RefSeq and is a predicted model, not a curated record. Bases 391 to 1572 code for a protein of 393 amino acids. Gene Ontology annotation, molecular function: L-glutamate gamma-semialdehyde dehydrogenase (NAD+) activity. The transcript has 11 exons. NCBI's taxonomy places the organism in Eukaryota, Metazoa, Chordata, Mammalia, Sirenia, Trichechidae.